AUGUACCCAGCUUUGCUCAAGCAUCAGCUGACGAGGCCUUCCGCCUUCCAUAUCACCCGGCUGGCCCGGACUUCGGUUCACGGCAAGGCUCAAUCUGGUAUGAAGAGGGACGACGAAUUUUACCUCAACACAACCUUUCCCGAUGACUACGAAGGGUCGCCCUUGAGGCCCGAAGACAUUCAGAAAAUGGAAGCGUUGAAGGAGCAGACCGCUGCAGAGAAGCAGGCUACCAUGGCGGCGCACAAAGCCGACAUUUACGAAAGUCUCUUCCCUCCAAAUCCAGACAAGGCCUCGAAGACGAAGAAGUCCAUUAAUACUCCCAAAAAUUUCGAGCAGGAGCCCGGUUUGGAUGAGAUGUGA
This is a messenger RNA of Penicillium maclennaniae, 360 nucleotides long. RefSeq lists its product as uncharacterized. The record is from RefSeq and is a predicted model, not a curated record. The transcript has 3 exons. The coding region runs from base 1 to 360 and encodes 119 amino acids. Lineage: Eukaryota; Fungi; Ascomycota; Eurotiomycetes; Eurotiales; Aspergillaceae.